GAGAGCGCGGGGAGGUUGAGCGGUGGGUUCCGUGUUUUAAGGGGGUUCGGCUGAGCGACAGGACAAGUCAGUUUUGCUCUCCGUCCGCCACGACGAUGACCACCACGACCACCACGACGACCACGUGGAGACGAAUCCGCGCCGCUCUUUGCCUGCUGCUCGUCACGACCGGCAGUAGCGGAUUGGCGCAACGUGAACUCGAUCCAUUGCCAGAGCUGGCGAGUGGAGGCGGAGGGCAUCUGACGGGAGAUGGAGCAGCGAGCGGUGAUGAUGGAGUCACCCCCAGGGACGGAUUCCUCUCCGAGACAGAGGGCAGCAGAGGCGGCGGUGAGGGUUUGCCGGGAGAGCUGGGGAUGCGUGUUCUCUGCGGGAGUGACGGAGUCGAGUUGCGCGUGGAACCGAGUUUCUUCCUGAAACGUGGAAUCCAGCUGCCCGAUCUGCACCUGAACGAUCGUCGCUGUGGGGGGGUGGCGCUGUGGGGGGCUGGUGGAGGAGGGGAGGGGGGAGAGGGGGCCGAAGGAUCAGAAGAGGGGGCCGGCAGGCAACGCUCGUGGCUGUUCCGCACCGACUCCCUCACUAGCUGCGGCACCCGGGUCACCCGCUCCGAGUCGCUCAUCAGCUACAGCAACGCGCUGCGCUACACGGAGCGGCGCUCUCCCGUGCUGCGCUACGCGCUGCAACUCAACUUCACGUGCACCUACCCCGCAGCCAUCAUAGCCAGCCUGCCGGGAGACCUGCACCCCGAGCUCACGCAGGUGGAGAUGGAGCUGUCCGCAUCGGGGGUGCUGGUCGCCUCGCUGCUGCUGCUCGCCUCCCCGGACAUCUCGGACCCGGUGCGCGGCGCCCUCCGCCUGCGCACCGCCGAGCCGCUCUUCGUGGGCGCGCGGCUCCACAACGACUCGGCGACGCUGGCGCUGCUCCUGGAGUCGUGCUGGGCGAGCGCGAGUCCAGAGCCGCGGCGAGGGACCCCCUACCCCCUCAUCGGCCCGCCGGGCUGCCCGGUCGAGGAGUCAGUGUCCAUCCACCAGGGCAACGGGGUGAACACGAGCGCCGUCUUCAGCGUCAAGGUGUUCACGAUCAUCGACGCCGACUCCGUCUACAUCCACUGCCAACUCGGCAUCUGCGCGGGCUCCUGCGCUCCGGAUUGCGACGGCUUGGCCGAGGCCCAGGGUUCGGAUCCCAGGAGCGGCGUUCAGGGCCACCACGUGCUGUCGUCAAGGCGGAUAGAGAGAGUCCAGUCCGAGGAGUCCGACUCCAUGCCUGAAGAUGACUCCUCUCCCGCCUCCUCCUCCUCCAACCUUCUGGGGUUGCUGGCGCUGGGAGGAGGCAUCGCCCUGGUGCUGUGCGCCGCGGGCGCCUUCCUCGUCACGGCGUGGCGCGCGCGGGCACGCGGGCGCGAGCGCGAUCUCCAGUGGCGGCAGCUGGGGCGGCGUGGGGUGGGAGGAGGAGAUGGAGAUGGAGGAGGGUGGGGGAGCGGAGGGUUCUACCCCGGGCGCGACAACCCCGUGUUCGCCGCGGGGACUUGGCGCAUUCCUCGCCCGCAGAUCGUGACGGAGUGAGCGGCGCGUGGGGGUGGUGGUGGCGGUGGCGGUGGUGGACGCGUGGUACACACUAAUAUUGAUCAGUUAGACACAUACACUGAUCAUAGACACACACACAUUGAUCAUAUAGACACACACAUUGAUCAUAUAGACACACACGUUGAUCAUAUAGACACACACAUUGAUCAAAUAGACACACACAUUGAUCAUAUAGACACAACACGCACACUUAUCGUAGAAAUAUAUACAGACACACACACACCAUACACACUACACACACCAUACACACUACACACACACACCAUACACACUACACACACACCAUACACACACCAUACACACUACACACACCAUACACUCUACACACACACCACACACACCAUACACACCACACACACGCUACACACACUCAUCUCACACACACACAGACUACACAAACCCACACACAUCACAAACACCCACACGCACGUGGCACAGAGGCCAAACAAGUGAUGCCAAUAAAUCAAAUCACACACCGUUCAUUCAUUCAACCUCUGGAACUCGGAUUUUCCGGCUUUUUUUCCCACCACACGCGUUGACCACCGUGGUGAAGUAUGGUCAAACAACCCCUACGGACAACAUCAGUCUUCAUACAGCAGGGGAUUGCCAAAGGAGCUGUGCAUUAUCACUUUUUAUUCCUGCUGUAUUGUCUUCAUAUCAUUGCAAUAAUAUCACUCCAAUGCUAUGAACUACAGUAUAUAUUAACUCAUCUUCUUGGUUCUUUCAGUAAAGUCACGUAGAAGGGAAAUAAUAAAAAAAUAAAAUUAUCACGACGUUUCGGCCACAACGCAAGCAGCCGUCCUCAGGUGAAGAACAGGGCUGUCGGAAAGACAGCGUCCGAAUGAACACCACCAAGCUUGGCAGCGUAUAUUUAAGCACGGGUUAGAGGAGAGCGCCUUGACAAAGGAAUUUACAUAUCAACAGAGGAAUUUAGCAUAUUUGUGGAAAUGCAGAUAUGGGAUUAGUCACUACUUGUGGAAUGUGUAGGUGGUGGGGAGGUCUCAAAUUCAUAUAUAAUAUGACGUUGAUAUGUAAAUUCCUUUGUCAAGGCGCUCUCCUCCUCUAACCCAGCUUAAAUCCACGCGACCACCACGGAGAGAGAGAGAGACACCGCAAAUUCGAAAUACACAGCGGGCGUCAGGGUCGGGAUCGAACCAACGACCUCCUGCAUACUAGGCGAGGUAGUUAACAUCUCUUGUCACGACUUGAAAUAUGUCUCUAGAGUUACAAUUGCACCAGUGGGAAGCAUCAACGUUCCGUAUCGUUAUACAUUCAUGAUUUUGUUUCCACCCUCGUAUAACAACUGUGUGAUGGACGUCGAGAAUUGCCGAUUACUAUUCAAACAGGUGGCGUGUUGUUGUUGAGAUCCAGGGCUUAAAUCCUCGCUGAAUUCUCUGUUUUUGUGUGUUCGUGUCGCUGGCACACCUGGCUUAGCAUAGGUAGCCAUAGCGGUAGAGGUAUCAUGGAUGUUGUUAGCCGGGUGUGAACAAUGUGAAUAUGCCUGGAGUGUGCAUUUCUUCUCGAUGUGCGUUUGCUAAUCAAAUAUAUGCCGCGUGUCUUGUUGUGUGCUUACUUGUAGCCGGUGUACGGAUGAAACGCUAAAUGAAAGUGUCUCGAUACACACCA
This is a messenger RNA of Lethenteron reissneri (Far Eastern brook lamprey), 3206 nucleotides long. RefSeq names its product uromodulin-like. The record is from RefSeq and is a predicted model, not a curated record. NCBI's taxonomy places the organism in Eukaryota, Metazoa, Chordata, Hyperoartia, Petromyzontiformes, Petromyzontidae.